Diplodia corticola is the source of this 972-nucleotide messenger RNA. RefSeq lists its product as uncharacterized. The coding region runs from base 1 to 972 and encodes 323 amino acids. The transcript is spliced from 2 exons. NCBI's taxonomy places the organism in Eukaryota, Fungi, Ascomycota, Dothideomycetes, Botryosphaeriales, Botryosphaeriaceae. The record is from RefSeq and is a predicted model, not a curated record.
AUGCCCAUUGACCAAACGAACACUGCAUCCGUUGGCCAGGGAACUGCGGUCGGACAAGGCGGAGAUGCCAUGCCGGAGCUGCCGCCGGACACUCCUCCAGCGUCAACGCUCUCAAGAGCAGCCUUCUCUCAAAAUGACCCCUUGCCCGAAGGAUAUCCGUCCAUCUCGUUGGAGAUGAGCGUCUAUCCCGAACUCGGCGUAUUCCGUCGAUUUGGGAAACUCAAUGCGCAAAGCCUCUUGUACAUGCAAGCCGAGAUCCAAAAGAUGGAGAAAGAACUGAACGAGAUCCAAGUCAUGAACUGCUACGGAAGCCAGGAACAGAAAUGGUCGCUCAGGAACUGGUCGUGGUUGGGCGCUGCCGAUGAUUCGAGCAGAGAAGUGCAGCUGAUCAACGGCAUUCGCGAUAGGCUUAAGGAGUACAACAAUGCCCUGAUCCGACAGCAAAAGAUCCUUCGCAUGCCGCCGCCCGGGAAAAGGGAUCUCAGUUGGCUCCAGGACUUCCUCCUCCAGCAGCAGAUGACCGGGGACGAUUCCAGCAUCUGGGGGGACUCUCAGCGACCCGACAAAGGCGCGAAAGACCUGGUGACGUUGCUGGCUCGCCCCGACGGGGAUCCACUAUCCACUUGGGUCUCGGAAAAAGCCGUCGACCACCUUGUCCGAUUCAAGUGGCUUCGCUCUCGAGAGCUUCAGGAAGCUUGGGGCCGAGAGGGGUGCAAGGAGGAAACUCUCCGGAAGCUGACUGCGACAGUGACCAGCGUCGUUGCAUCCACCCUACCCAUCGUUUCCAUCGUCGUUCUUUACUUUGUCCAACCUCUUGGGGCGCGCUUGGGUAUAAUUGGAGCGUUCAAUGUCGUGCUGGCCGUUUCCCUGGCUGUGUUCACAAAGGCCAAGCGAGCCGAGGUCUUUGCUGUGACUGCAGCCUUCUCAGCCAUUCAAGUCGUGUUCGUACAGGUUGGCAGCAAAGGACCAUAA